Molecule: messenger RNA, 2527 nt
Organism: Micropterus dolomieu (smallmouth bass)
Lineage: Eukaryota; Metazoa; Chordata; Actinopteri; Centrarchiformes; Centrarchidae
Gene: ebf2
Product: EBF transcription factor 2
Exons: 16
Coding region: 1-1743 (580 amino acids)
Biological process (GO): regulation of transcription by RNA polymerase II
Molecular function (GO): RNA polymerase II cis-regulatory region sequence-specific DNA binding; DNA-binding transcription factor activity, RNA polymerase II-specific
Source: RefSeq, a predicted model, not a curated record
AUGUUCGGGAUCCAGGAGCAUCUGAUAAGAGAAGUGAGCGGAUUAAAAGAGCGAAGUCUUGAAGAGAUGGAUCCAGUCCGGUCUUGGGUGCGUAAUGUCGGCGUUGUGGAUGCGAACGUAGCGGCGCAAAGUGGAGUGGCUUUGUCAAGAGCUCACUUUGAGAAGCAGCCGCCCUCAAAUCUUCGCAAGUCCAACUUCUUCCACUUCGUCCUGGCGCUCUAUGACAGACAUGGCCAACCUGUGGAGGUGGAGAGGACUGCGUUUGUGGACUUUGUUGAGCAUGACAAGACGGGAGAAAAGACCAACAACGGCACCCACUACAAGCUGCAGCUCCUCUACAGCAACGGUGUUCGUACAGAGCAGGAUCUUUAUGCACGACUUAUCGACUCCGUCAAUAAACAGCCCAUUGCGUAUGAGGGCCAAAACAAGAAUCCAGAAAUGUGCAGAGUUCUGCUCACACAUGAGGUUAUGUGCAGCCGCUGUUGUGAGAAGAAAAGUUGCGGCAACCGAAACGAGACGCCCUCUGACCCAGUCAUCAUUGACAGGUUUUUCUUGAAGUUUUUCCUGAAGUGUAACCAGAAUUGUCUGAAGACAGCAGGAAACCCGAGGGAUAUGAGGAGAUUUCAGGUGGUCUUGUCCAGCACUGUGAGCGUAGACGGCCACGUCCUAGCAGUGUCUGACAACAUGUUCGUCCACAACAACUCAAAACACGGUCGGAGAGCUCGCAGACUGGAGCCUGGAGAGUCUGUAGAGAAUAGUAUGGAAUAUGCCACCCCGUGUAUCAAAGCCAUCAGCCCCAGUGAGGGCUGGACCACCGGAGGGGCUAUGGUCAUCGUCAUCGGGGAGAACUUCUUUGACGGGCUGCAGGUGGUGUUUGGCAGCAUGCUGGUGUGGAGUGAGCUGAUCACACCGCACGCUAUCCGCGUCCAGACACCUCCUCGACACAUCCCUGGGGUCGUGGAGGUCACAUUGUCUUAUAAAUCUAAACAAUUCUGCAAGGGAGCACCAGGACGCUUCAUCUACACAGCCCUAAAUGAGCCAACUAUAGACUAUGGUUUCCAGCGCCUUCAAAAGGUGAUUCCUCGACAUCCUGGUGACCCAGAGAAACUUGCCAAGGAGAUCCUCCUGAAGAGAGCGGCAGAUCUUGUGGAGGCCCUGUAUGGAAAUCCACACAGUAAUCAGGACAUGCUGCUGAAACGUGCGGCCGACAUAGCCGAGGCGCUCUACAGUGUUCCCCGUCCUCACAGUCAGUUGCAGGCACUGCCCAGCUCACCAGCCCAUGGCAGUGUCAUGGGCCUGGGCUCCUAUCCUUCUCAAUUAGGCGUAAGCAUCGGGGAGCCUGGACAGAGCAGCCAAGGUUACAUUCGAAAUUCCAGCAGUUUGUCUCCAAGGGGUUACCCGUCAGCCUCCACUCCUCAGCAGUCAAGCUACGGGGGCAGCGCAGGGAUGGCCGGAGGCUAUGGGACAGUUCCCAUGACCAGUCUAGGAGUACCUGGCUCUCCUGGUUUCAGCAGUGCCUCCCCCACGGGCUCUCCCUACAUAAUGCCCUCCAGCCCCACUAUACCGGGAAGCUCCAGCUCUUCAUCGUCUCUCUUGCCUUUCUCUUCCUUCCCGUCUGCUGCUAAACAGAAGAGUGCUUUUGCUCCUGUCCUCAGGCCCCAGGGCUCUCCCUCCCCUGCAUGCCCCGGCUCAGGGGGGAACAGCUUCAGAGCGAUGACGGGCCUGGUUGUUCCCCCGAUGUAGCAAAGCACCCACCCCCAAUCUACCCCAGACCACUGCUUCACUUAGCCCCUCUUUUGGAGUUAAGAGGGCAGGGAUAACGGAAAAUCGAUCACUAGCGACCAUGUAUAACUUUCCAUCCUGAGCCACCCGCCAUUUCUUAGUCCCUUUGUCAUCCAAGUGGAUGAACAACAUGAUGGGGUAUGAAAAUGUCCAAAGACCAGCCAUCUACUCCAGAGGCAGAGCAGAUUACUUCACCCACAACUACAGACAGACAAUUUUCCUUAGCUAACAGCACCAGACUGGACCAUAAACCGCUGUACAUGUCAUGAAGUGUCUGCACUUUGAAAGGCAACAAAAGGAAAACUGGUCAUAAUUUGACCCCAAGCUUCAAAAGCAUCUGUAUUUACCUCUGGCCUACUAUCACAUGCAGUAUCUGGUUCUUCCAACUCCUGCCCAAACCAUGGCCAGAGACAUACAGGACGCGUCGUUGGAUGACGGACAACUCUGAUGUAAUGUUGCAGCAAGAAGCAGGGUGCUAUUUGUUUGUGUAUGGACACCUUAAAUGGCAUGUGUGUACGCUGUCUGUGAGUUAGCGAGAGAUUUUUUUGUAGUAGACUUUUUUGAAGACAAUUUACAUUCCAGAAAAAUAGACAGUUUAUUUUUUGUUCUGAUCUCUACGGUUUUACAAGGGAGAACUCUUUGUCUUAAGGGUUAUUACUAAAGGAAUUCAUAUAUUGAUUUAUUUAAGAACAAGCAAUUUAACUUAUUAUAGUUAGUUUAGGGAAUAAUAUAAACAUGUUUUUAU